Molecule: messenger RNA, 8828 nt
Organism: Notolabrus celidotus (New Zealand spotty)
Lineage: Eukaryota; Metazoa; Chordata; Actinopteri; Labriformes; Labridae
Gene: arhgap39
Product: Rho GTPase activating protein 39
Exons: 11
Coding region: 99-3116 (1005 amino acids)
Biological process (GO): signal transduction
Cellular component (GO): cytoplasm; cytoskeleton
Molecular function (GO): protein binding; GTPase activator activity
Source: RefSeq, a predicted model, not a curated record
UAGAAGGAGUGACUCGUUGACUGCGGCGAACGCAAUUUCGGCAACAUGGGAGACGCUGUGGGAUUUAUUCUAAACGGAUUUUAAGACCUGUCGGGAAAAUGGCAGAGAGGUUGGAGUGGGUGGAGAUCAUUGAGCCGCGCACGCGGGAGCGGAUGUAUGCCAACCUGCUGACCGGCGAGUGUGUGUGGGACCCUCCGCAGGGUGUUUGCAUCAAGCGGACCGGUGAAAACCAGUGGUGGGAACUGUUUGACCCCAACACCUCACGCUUCUAUUAUUACAAUGCCUCAACCCAGCGCACUGUGUGGCAUCGGCCGCAGGCCUGCGACAUCAUCCCCCUGGCCAAGCUGCAGACUCUGAAGCAGCACACCGAUACCACUAAUCCCCGUCCUGGAGGUGGAGGGGGAGGGAGGGCGUCAGCUGAUAACAGCCCUGGACGUAACAGUGGGGUCAGCAGAGAGGGAAGCACGUCGUCUUCCCUUGAUCAGGAGCUCUCUGAGAAACAGGGCAACAGAGAGGAGGCUGACAGGACUUCCCCCUUCAGAUGGAACACUGGUACCAAGGAGAGAAUGCUAAUCAAGGUGACGGACAGAGAACCCAGCUUCUUGGCCCACCAGGGAAAUGGUUACUCCCCUUGUGACCCACCCACCCCUGGUCCUCCUUCUGGGGGAGGCACCACAUCACGAACUCGGCGUUCCUCUGGAGGAAACGCUCCUUCGGAACCCGAUGCUUCCCCCGUUCUCUACUCUGAGCGACGUCAGUCCCCUUUCCUGAAGCGAGCUGAGCUUGGCGGCACCGGCACCCACCGCCGCUCGUCGGCAGACUCUCAGCCUCCCUCGCCACGCUACGCUUAUGAACCCCCGUUGUAUGAGGAGCCACCAUCAGAGUACCAACCCCCUCCCAUAUACGAGGAGCCUCCUACUGACAUGCACCUCGCUGACCCCUCUUUCUACGGAACUGGCAAGUCACCUGCUCGAAAGUCCUCCGCCCCCAUCUAUCAUUCCCCCAAACAGGGCCAGUCGCCAUAUGGCCAGCUGGUUCUGACCAGGCAGAAGUGUCCAGAGAAGACCCAGAGUCUGGAGUACAGUCCUGUGGGGAAAGAGUAUGUUAAGCAGCUAGUGUAUGUGGAACAGUCUUCUUCCAGCCCACGCUUCAAGACUGCUGACCGUCUGCUGCGUUACGGCACCACGGGGGGCUAUGGUGGCUCAUAUGGAGGUUCCUACACUCUGCAACACAGCCAGUCUCUGAUCAGGGACCCCCGCCUGCUGCUGGACUACAGUGGGGAGGGAGGAGAAGGAGGCCAGAGGUUGCUUUAUGAAGACUCUAUAUCCUGGUCGUCCAGUCAGACCCACACCCUUUCCUCCUCAUCCACAGGCGGUCCUGGGGCUUCCUCUCCUGGAGGUAACCGCAAACGCAAGAAUCGCAAGCCCUCUCUCCCCCAGGAGCUGGCACGCUGUGCAGGGCUGGAGGGGGAGCUGUCAGGAACAGCAUCUGAGGCAAUGUUGGCCCAAGCCAGGCUUGCAUGGGAGGCUCAGCAGGUGAUGAAACAGAGGAGCAGUUGGGACUCAGGGCAGGGAGGGGGAGUGGCCCAGUGCGGAGGCUCGAAAGAUGGCUACGAGAGCGACGGGGCGCUACCUCUGCCACUGCCAGGACCGGUGGUGAGGGCAUUCAGUGAGGACGAGGCACUGGCGCAGAGUGAUGGACACCACCACUGGAAACGCAGCACCUUCGAUCGGCUUGGCUUCCCCCAGGCCCUGCUGGAGAAAAGCCUCUCAGUCCAGACCAACCUGGCCUCCCCUGAGCCUUUCCUUCACCCCUCACAGUCGGAGGACCUUGGAGCCUGUGCCCAGUUUGAGGCCAGUCGAAAUGCUAGGAAUAUGAUGCCGAGCGCCAGCUGUGGCAUUUUCCCAGAAUUCGUCCUGAGGAAGCCCUCCUCAGAGACCGACAUCGAGAACUGGGCAUCCAAGCACUUCAACAAACACACACAGGGUCUGUUCAGAAGAAAGGUGUCCAUUGCCAACAUGUUGGCCUGGAGCAGCGAGCCCAUUAAGAAGCCCAUGAUAGUGACCUCAGACCGCACUGUGAAGAGGGAAGCAGUGGACAUCUUUAAGCUUAUCCAGACCUACAUGGGCGACCGGCGCACAAAGACCGACCCUUACUCUGUAGCUCUGGAGGUGGUGGUGCGGGGGUGGAGUAACCAGGGCCUGCGUGAUGAGCUCUACAUACAGCUGUGUCGUCAAACCACGGAAAACUUCCGCUACGACAGCCUGGAGCGAGGCUGGGAGCUGAUGGCCAUCUGUUUGGCCUUCUUCCCCCCAACACCGCGCUUUCACAACUACCUUGAAGGCUACAUCUGCAGACACAUGGACCCUCUCAAUGACACCAAGGGAGUUGCCAUUAGCAGCUAUGCUAAGUACUGCUACAGGAAGCUGACAAAAGCUGCUCUGACUGGAGCCAAGAAGGGCCUGCAGAAGCCCUGUAUUGAGGAGAUUAAGCAUGCCCGGAAUGCCAUCUUCAGCCCCUCCAUGUUCGGCUCCUCCCUGGAGGAGGUGAUGGCUCUCCAAAAGGAGAGGUAUCCAGACAGCCAGCUGCCCUGGGUGCAGACCCGCCUUUCUGAGGAGGUUCUGGGUCUCAAUGGAGACCAGACAGAAGGAAUCUUCAGGGUACCAGGGGAUAUAGAUGAAGUCAAUGCCCUAAAGCUGCAAGUGGACCAAUGGAAAAUCCCCACAGGACUAGAAGACCCGCACAUCCCAGCAUCACUGCUGAAGCUCUGGUACAGAGAGCUGGAGGAGCCGCUGAUCCCCCAUGAGUUUUAUGAGGAGUGUAUUAAUCACUAUGACAACCCAGAAGCAGCUGUCAAUGUGGUGCUGGGCCUGCCACACAUCAACAAACUGGUGCUCUGCUACCUCAUCCGCUUCCUACAGGUAUUUGCUCAGCCCGCCAAUGUGGUCAUCACAAAGAUGGAUGUGAACAACCUGGCCAUGGUCAUGGCUCCCAAUUGUCUGCGCUGCCAGUCUGAUGACCCCAGGGUGAUCUUUGAGAACACCCGCAAGGAGAUGUCCUUCAUUCGGGUGCUCAUCCAGCGUCUGGACACCAGCUUCAUGGAUGGAAUCCUAUAGCCCUCCACCACACACACACCAUCCACCCUUUACCCUCAGCUUCUCAUACGCUCCCUUUAACGCCCCCCAUACCAGGCCCACACACACACACUCCCCUAGCACAGGAACGUCGUACACACACAUUAUUGCUGCUGGGUGAACCUUGCCUCUCCAACAUGUUUACUUUAACUAAAACUGCCUUGUUUUGAGUUAAGUCCACCAAAUUUUUUUAAGUUGAACCAGCUGUCUUUUCUAUUUCUGUAGAUGUAGAACUUAAACUGACAUUUGCAACAGAAAAACACUAUCAUUGAAAUUCCAAUUGUUUCAUAUGAUAACAGUACUGUGUGUGCCUUCACAACAUUACUAGAAUAUACUCACAUACAGUAUGAAGGAAUUAGCAGGGAUCCCAUCAUUUCGUCACUUUUGCUGGCACACUCAGAGUUCAGGAACUUCAAAGGUUCAUUUUUAAAUCCGCUUUUGUGUUUGUAUGAAGUUUUUUUUUGUUUACCCCUGCCUAACUACCUACACACAGUCACAUAUACAUUAAAACAAACAUUACACACAAAGCAAUCCAUGCACACUUAAGUCUUACACCAGGAUUUCAACCACUGCAGUGUUCAAUGACGCCUAUCACAAAGUAAGAAUUCUCACUGGGAUGAAUGGAUUCAUUCAAACAUACUGCACAUCACACACUUUCUGCCACAGGUGUUCAAAUCUCUCUUACACACUCUGGCUAACCAACACAUGCAAGAUUUUCACAAGAUAUGAGGCCUAGCUGCACCAUCUCAGAGUGAGCCUGCGAGAUACAAGCCUCAGACACCAGGUAGAAGAGUAAAGCUGUGUUCAACAUUAUUUUACACUGCCAUAACAGAGCGAAGAACUCAUCACAGAGGUUAUUUACUCCUCCAUUUGUAAUCCUGCCUCAGGACGGCGACUUAUGCUGUCUUAAUAGGCAAAACUCUUGGCUCAAACUAUUGUUUCACUAUGUAUGACAGACGUGGCUGAGUCAGCCACCGGACUUUAACUGAGUGUAGCUGUUUGGGGAGGCAGAGGUAAGCUUAGGUUAGUUAGGUCAGUGUUAGCUACUUAUUUGUCAAGUGGGGAGAACUUGGACACUAAUUCACCCCUCAUGUUUUUUUUUUAACUUCAAGGCUUCAAUCCCUCCAGUCUGUUGGGUUGAUGGACACCUCAGCAAUGCCUGUGUACACAUUUUUCUAGAAUUCUAGAAAUUGUAAACACAACAUUAUGAACAGAGGUUCUGCAGGGAGUGGAUGGUCACUCGGUCCGCUCUGUGGGUGACUGUGUAGGAACAGUUGUUUCCAUUAGUUGUUCCAUUCACGGUAUUUGCACAUUAUGAGAACUGUUAAAAGCAGUAAAUGUAGUUUUUCCUCCAAUAGGCUGGAGCAGGUAUGAGCAAAUCUUCAAUUCACAUUAUGAAAGUCUCAUACAGUCUUAUAUUUUCUCAUCACACCAAUAGCAAACACUGUCAGUACUGUUUGCUAAAGUAUCUGCAAAGGAAAGACUCGGAUAAUUAAUUAUUUUUGUGGCUUGGGGUUAGGAUUCAUCUGCUAACUUAUUUAGUUUAGUAUUACAUGACAUAUUUAUUAUUUAUUGCUGAGAAAUAGUGACAAAUAUGUGAUCUAACUAUGGAUAACCCUCUGCAAUAUGGUCUCUUCUGGGUUUCUUUAUUUACUUUUACAAUUCUGCCCAUAAGGUUUACUACACAUAUAAUCCUACAGCCUGGAUCACCCUAUUCAUUACACAUUAGUGUAUAUGACAGGAGAAGAAUUUGGACAUAGCCAUGUAGGCCAUAUGGAGACUGGCAGCUGUACAAAGAGGUAAUGUUAAAGGUUAGCAUGUCCAACUCUCAUACUGAGCCAUAUCCUAUGGUGCGUUAGCCGGCACACUGAUAGCACUAGCAUACACUGGUGUGAGACAAUGUCUUAUGAAUACCUUAGAAGCAGCUAAGUGGCCACUCUCACUUAUUUUGAGUUUUGAAUUUUGCCAAGAAAGCUCUUGAAGCUUCAUCAAAGCUGGCAGCUGCGUCUUAAUGAACAGAUUGGAACAGUAACCCAAACAGAGGAGAGUCAUAAAGUCACCACAGUUUGAAAAGUUCCCCAGGUGUGUUUUGGUGUCCAUGUUCUAAUCACUUGAACACAAGGGUUGGCAGUCAGGGGAAGGUGUUGGGGUAGUUUGGUUCCUACUUAUUUGCUUACAAGGAAAGUCAACCAGUGCCUCUUGCCUUUUUUUUCUGAUUGCCUGUCCUCAGUCGUAAACGGAUCUCAGUGAAGUCUUUCAGCACUGGAUCAUCUUGCGUUAAUCUUUUCCCUCGUAACCACUCUGCCACAGUAUAUGGUGCUGUCAAGUCGCUGACAUCCUGAAACCACAAGCAACAGAUACUGUAGAAGGAUUGAUAGCAGCACUGCCAAUAAGGCCCUGUUCAUAAUAUUUGUAUACAGCACAGCAUGCUUGUACCUCCUGGGAGGGAUUUGAGAAGUGCCAGCUUUCGCAACAUACCCCCAGCUGCUCCCUUUCAACCCACCUGACCCCACAGAGCAAGUCCAACACCACCUCCAAACCCCAACAGGCCUUUCUGCUCACUAAUGAUUUGUGAAUGUGUCUACCUUUCUGUGUUUGUCUGUCAUUGUUUACAAAACGUACCCAUCAUUGCAUCCAUAUGAUCUGUGUCUAUGAGCAAGUACUGUGGGUUAUUGUGUUGAUUUGAGAUUUUUGCUGUAUUAACAGAAUUUCUAUGUUUUUAACCUGUUGUUUUAUAUGAUUUAAUUUAUUUAUAUUUAUUUGAGGAGAUUUCCUUAAUGCCUUCUUGAGAAAAUGUAUUGUAAGGCUCCAGUGUGUGUGUUUUUGUUACAACACAUGAGUGUGUGUGUGUGUACAAAUGUGUGGAUGUGCAAUUGAGUGCAAAAUGUUAGUGCACAUAUGGGUCGAUGUAUGACUGUGUCAAUCUUGCUGUAUCUGUCUUAUUCAUUUAGGUUUUAUUGUGAAAGAACGAUUACGAAUGAGACACACACACGGACCAAUCUGGAAAACCAGUGAGUUCCACCUUUAAGGUCCAGACGACAGUUUCACACUUCAUCUUUGUCGAAAUGAAUCCUUUUCUUUGUGGCGACUGUGAUGAGUGUUGCUGUGUGUGUGUGUGUGUGUGUGUGUGUGUGUGUGUGUGUGUGUGUGUUUGUGGUCCAUGUUUGCGUGGUGUGCAGCUCACUCUUUCUUACAUACACACUCCACAUAAAUAACAUGUACAUUGACACUGUACAGACUGUAAAAUUAAGUAUAUAGGGACACGAGAGGAAAAGCAUCAUGUAAUUGAGAUUUUCCUGUGGAAGGUUGUGUUACAAGGAUGGGAGUUAAUGUUUCUUUUUCUUUCAAGUCUUGUUAAAGUGUGAAAUUUUCUCACAUCGAUAGAGAUUUAAAAAUUUAACAAGUUUAGCAAUUGAAACCCAUCUCUGAACAGUCUGUGGACUACUCCACCCAUCAUUCAUUCAAGUACCAGAAAGUAUUUUUAAUUCCCACUAAGCUCUAGAACUGUAGGUCUAAAAUCCUACUUCAAAAAGAAGUGACUUGUCCAAAGGAAAACUUUGACUUUUUCUAAGUCUGAGUAAACCAGAAAUUGAGUGACUGUUUUAUGUCUCAUUGAAAUAUGGGGUUUACACAGACUGUAUAAAUAAUGGAAAUAGUAUCUGUGACGUCACCUAUCUGUUUCUGAAGCGCUGUUUUGAAGCCAAUCGUCGGUGGGAGCCAUAUUGGAAAUGCUGAACUCAACCUAACUGCUGAUGAGCUAGUGUGAGGUAAAGAGGUGGGCUUUGAGCCUCCUAGCCAACAGCUACAGUGUUCCCACCUGUCAAUCAAGUCAGCUGUGCCUCUCAUAAUAGGAAACUCGUAAUGUUAAUAUCUUCAAAACUGCCGCGUUGUGAAAAAAUUCACCCCCCGUACAGUGUGUGCCGAUCAAGAAAUGAGCUGGGUUUACAUCAAGACCAUCUGAAAUCAACAAACACUUUCUUAUGAUCAGAAUAUUAAAUAAACCAAAUAAAUUGUGUUGAGAUGUAAACCGGAGAGUAUAGAAAUGCUACAUGUUUUGAUUUAGUUUCAAAAAAAGGACAAAGGAGAUCCUUAGUUCAAUUUCAUGAUGUCCCCAACUUAAAGCUCCUGUGAGGAACUUUUGGUUUUGGUUACUUUUGGCGCCCCUUGUGGACAAAGCGGUCUUUGCUUUAGUAGUGUCCUCUGACAAAAAGUCUCAUCCUGCUGAUUUUACAAUCAAAUGUGUCAUUCAUUGAGAAUAUUUAAUGAGUAAAAUGUAAAAGAAGGUUGUUUCUUCAGCUGCACGACUGGCACCUACCCCCUCACACCGGUUUCAGGCAUUAAAUAUCACAAUAUAGGAACUGUCAGUCUUGUCACUGAUGACUUUGGUAGCUUUUGGAAGUCAUAAAGAAGCAUCAGUAUCAAUAUUUGUCUGUUUCAUCACUAGCAAAGAACUCCUCACAGGAGCUUUAAGCAAACAAGCAUACUGACACCGUUAACCUAGUGAAACUAUCUUAUUCGUACACAAACUCUGGGUUUAAUCAUGUAAAAUGUAACUUAUCAAAAGGGACAAAUUAAGUAAAUACUGUUAAUUAAGUUCUGUUACAAAUACACCUUUUGACAACUUUAAUCUUGUUGCUUCACAAGCUUGGAUACUGAAUCUUUAAAGGGUUUCAGUAAUCAUUGGGAGCUUUUCACUUAUAAAGAGUUGUACUGUACUCAGGAUUAGGUCCUGUCUUUGUAGGGCGGUUGCCAGAUUAAAACGCUGGGAAACUUAAUUAAAAAUGUCACAACGUUGAGCUUUGAAUUAGCGACAGGUUCACCUCAGUAGGAUUUGGAAUUCUGGAAUUUUAAGUACAUUGGCUUCUUCUUUUCUUCUCAUCCUCUAGCUGAGACCUGAAAUAGGACAUCAUGUGCCAUGUGUUUUGUCAAUAUGUCAGGGUGCCAGUUUCAAAAUCAGUUUCAGGUCUUAAAUACUUGAUUAUGAUUAUCAGGGUCCAGUUUCAGUAUGAAUGUGCUUAAUUCUAGACAGGCAGUUAUUUCUUAAGGGGAAAAAAAGGCAAAGGAAUUUCCCCAAUUGGACAACUGACUUCUUCAUGAGGUACGAGUAUAGCCAAAUAUAAUUUGAUUUCCUGUGAAACCACUUAGUAAAGCCUUGGAGAUAGCCAGUCCAGGCUGAAAUGUUGCGGCAGUGUGUAUGAGCGUGUAUGUGGUGCGUGUUUGUGAGAGUCUUUGUUUUAUGUAAGAGAUGGUUGUAGAUAGACCCAGCAAAUCAACCAGUUAGCAUGCAGACAUAGGGUCUUCACUCUCUUCAACUUGAAUUUACUAAAAUAUGACAAUAUACGAGGAAAACAAACUGAAUUUACAGAAAGUAAGUGUUACAGUAUUUAGCUUUAAAAGUCACUAAGAAAAAGAUUAAGCUCUUUUUAAUCUGUUUUUUUCUGGUCGUUUUUUUCUACUCGGUUCCUACUAAUGAUGAAUUAGUAGGCAGUGUUGAUGCUGUUCGUCUAAUGUUAAGAAUACGACAAUGAGGAGAAGGUGCGAGACAGCUGCUGUGAAACUGCUCUUCACCUUUGCAUCGAUUCUCCAGGUUUUUCAGUUGUAUCUUAAUGUCCACUGUCACUCACACUCUGUCCGAAGGAAGACUCUGGAAGUGUAACAGAUGUUGGUUUAAUAAAAGAUUCAAAUGUCAACUAA